Chara braunii is the source of this 3663-nucleotide messenger RNA. The record is from the annotation of a GenBank genome assembly. NCBI's taxonomy places the organism in Eukaryota, Viridiplantae, Streptophyta, Charophyceae, Charales, Characeae.
GUGAGUCAGUCAGGGGGAGUAGAGUCUAAGUGGUGAGGAGUGGAACCGAUUGUCUGGUUGUGCACCUUCCACCAUGGUUGACACCCAUACUGGGAAGAGUACUGCCCCCUCCGAGACCGAGCAGGCCCGGAUUGCCACCCUUUUGAGAGAGAAGAAAGAGAAGAAGGAGCUCCUGAAGCAGGCAAAGUUAAAGGCCAUUGAGGAGGAGCAAGCGGCAAAGAAGAAGAGAUUGGAGGAGGAGAUGUUGAGAUUUCAAAAGGAGAAGCUGAUGUUGCUAGAGAGAGAGAAGGAAGAGAGGAGGAAGGCUGCCGAGGAAGAAGCAGCAGCAGAAGAGGAAGAAGAAGAAGAAGAAGAAGAGCCCCUUGAAAGAAGACGCGGAGAAGAGAGAGGGGAAGCAAGUGGCACGAAGGAGGACAGAUGGAGGGAGAAGAAGAUAAGUGAAUGGGUGGCUAAUUUAUCCUUGGGAGAAGAUGAAGAGGCACAUUUAUAUGUGCCGCAGGAGGAGAGGGAGGCGUUUGCCAGGGCAUCGGAGUUAAUAGAAGAUCCCCUGGAAUGCCAGGCGAAAGAAGAUGAGAAGAAGUUGGAGCCCAAACGGAAGUCUCUGCCAAAUAAGAUGAUAGGCUUCCUGGAGGUCUUGAGUGAGGCCUGGCUAGAGGAGCAUCAGGCCCGCAAUGGUCAAGAAGUGACUCUACAAGCAAUGCGAUCCGGUUUUAGGGAAUUUGCGAGCGACGUGGUGGGCCACGUUGGGGCCGAGGUUAGAAGACUAAGGGAUGGCGUAGACAAGUUCUACGCUGGCGUCAUCGAGACCGCCAAAGUUGUGGCCACAACAGAGGCCACGGCGCGUCCCCGCAAAGAGGUAGUUAAGCUGAAGUUCCCUGACCCAUAUAGCGGGAAGAAAGAGGAAAACUUCGAUAACUGGGAGGCUAGUAUAAACACGAGUUUUUUCUUACAACAUACCGCCCCCAAGGAACAAGUCCUCGUUGCCUUCCAUGCUUUAAAAGACGAAGCAGCCAGCUUCGCCAGGUCCCUCGCACGUGCCGCAGAUUGCGAGCACAACAUGAUCGCAUACUCUAGGCUUACCCCCCUCGCCACUUUUCUCAAACUCCUGCGCGAGAGGUUUGCUGACGUCACCAGAGGCGUCAGGGCCUCUGAUAAGCUCCAAACCAUCCAUUCGCGACAGCGGAGGAGUGCGAGAGCACUCAAAGCUGUCAUGGACGACUUGGUAGCCGUCCCCGACCACGGGGUCACUGAGACCCAGUUGGUUCAGUUGUUUUAUCGUGUCAUGCCAAAGCCCUUACGAGGGCACUUUUUUGACAAGACCCAACAGCCCAACAUCACAUACGAUGCAUUGAGUAGGGAAGAGGUCUUGUUUGAGGCCAAGUCCAUGCCAGUUUCCACUUUCUGGCACAAGGACUUAGACAAGGGCAGAAAGUGGAAAGGUCGUACCAUCUCCGGCCAAGUGAGGGCCAAGGAUCAUAUGAUCCUUACAUUGGAAGAAGGUGGUACCGACGAGGUCCCGUACAGUCAGAUUGAGUGGGGGCUCGAGGAGGAGGACAGCAACGUGGGUCAGAGGAGGUCCUAUGCGGCUGUUGCGGCUGGAGGGAGGCCGCAAGGUAGAGGAGGAGGCCAGGGCCAAAGGGGCCAGGCCAUGGGGGGCCGAGGAUCGGGCGCACAGGGGGUUGGCGGUCAAGGGAACCGUCAAGUGGGAGAGGGAGUCCAGGCGUACUUUCGCCUAGAGAAAGAUGGGAAGGUGGAUAAAGUUCUCCAUUCCCUAACUCUCCUCGUACAAGAUGACCUUCCGUUUGACAUAGUCCUAGGCAUGGACUGGGGAGAGGCAGCAGGGGGCACACUCCACUUGAGAGAGCAUGAGUGUAGGCUCCCUAGUCCGUCAGGCGAGGUUAAGACCGCCCGUCUGUUCCAUGUUUCCGGAGAUGAUAACUCCUUGCCACAUUGCUGCCUCAGUGCUCCCGCGUUCGCGCAACUAGUGAGAAAGGAGCAAUUAGAGGAUCAGGUCUUUGUAGUGUAUGUAAGGUCUGUCACUGAGACGAAUGAAGAGGACAGUUCCACAGAUCCAGCCAUUGCCAAGCUGCUGGAAGAGUUUACAGAUCUCUCAGAGCCGCCGACAGGAGUAGUGUCGCGGCUGAUCCAGCACAGGAUAGAGAUAGAGCCUGGCAGUAGAACUCCUAAGGGAGCAGUUUACAGGAUGUCCCCAAGAGAGUUAGAGGAGCUGCACAAGCAAUUGGACGAGCUCCUGGAGAAAGGUUGGAUUAGACCCAGUUCGUUUCCUUUUGGAGCACCAGUACUAUUUGUCCCCAAGAAGGAAGGAGAGUUGCGUAUGUGCAUAGACUAUAGGGGUCUGAAUGCUAUCACAAUCAAAAAUGCUGAACCACUGCCCAGGAUAGACGAUCUCUUAGAUCGAGUGCAGGGUUGCAAGUAUUUCUCAAAGAGAGACUUGAAGUCCGAUUAUCAUCAGAUAGAAGUCCAUCCUGAUGACCAGUACAAGACUGCCUUCCGGACUAGAUAUGGGCAUUAUGAGUUCAUAGGGAUGCCCUUUGGACUGACCAAUGCGCCAUCAACAUUUCAGCGAUGUAUGAACGAUCUGUUUAGGCCUUGGUUAGAUAGAUUCGUCGUAGUAUAUCUAGACGACAUCUUAGUUUUCAGUAGGACCCUCCAAGAGCACCAGCGUCAUUUGAGACAGGUCUUGGAGAAGCUGAGAGAAGCGAACUUCAAGAUCAACGCGAAGAAGUGUGAGUGGGCCAAGACACAAGUCUUGUACUUGGGCCACGUAUUAGACGGAGAUGGCAUUAAGCCUGAGGACAGUAAGAUAGCGGCGAUUAGAGAUUGGCCGACACCCCGCACAUUGACUGAGUUGCGGUCGUUCUUAGGUUUGGAUAACUAUUAUAGGAAGUUCAUAAGAAACUUCUCCACCAUCGCCGCUCCCCUUCGCAGAUUGCUCAAGAAAGAGGCACUCUGGCAGUGGGAUAAGGAUUGUACGUCAGCGCUAAAGAAGUUAAAGCGCGCGUUGAUAGAAGACCUUGUCCUCAAAGUAGCAGAUCCGUCCUUGCCAUUUGUCGUCACCAGGGACGCGAGUCAGUAUGGUAUAGGCGCCGUGUUACAGCAAGCUGACGGCAAUGGCUAUAGACCCGUAGAGUUCAUGUCAGCGAGGAUGCCCUCAGAAAAGGUUGCUACCUCGACUCAAGUUCUUAAGAAGAAGUCGAGGAGGAAGAGGAAGAGGAAGAAGAGGAAGGAGGAAGAGGAAGAAGAAGAAGAAGAGGAAGAGGAAGAGCAAGAAGAAGAGGAAGAGGAAGAGGAGGAAGAGGAGGAGGAAGAGGGGGAGGAGGAGGGGGAGGAGGAAGAGGAGGAAGAGGAGGAAGAGGAGGAAGAGGAGGAAGAGGAGGAAGAAGAGGAGGAGGAAGAGGAGGAGGAAGAAGAGGAGGAGGAAUCAGAAUAUCAUCGAGAUAUAUUACGACAAAUUUAUCAAGCCAUUCACAAAAAUGUUCAUUCAUAGUUCUUUGGAAAGUUGCAGGGGCAUUCGUAAGCCCGAAGGGCAACACAAUGAACUCAUAGUGCCCAUACCUUGUUCGAAAGGCAGUCUUGUAUUGGUCUUUUGGCUCUACCUCAAUCUGAUGGUAGCCAGACUUCAAAUCAAUCUUAGUGAAGUAC